Molecule: messenger RNA, 1738 nt
Organism: Drosophila arizonae
Lineage: Eukaryota; Metazoa; Arthropoda; Insecta; Diptera; Drosophilidae
Gene: Inx2
Product: innexin 2
Biological process (GO): phototransduction
Cellular component (GO): plasma membrane; gap junction
Molecular function (GO): gap junction channel activity
Source: RefSeq, a predicted model, not a curated record
UCGCUCUUUCUCUGCGAGUUCUUAAUUUUUGUUGUGUGUGUGCGUGUGUGUGUGUGAGCGACUGUGCGUGCGUGUGUAUGGGAGAGCAUCGGCUCAAAUACACUCGAGGGAAUUUUUUUGAGAUCAGUUCAGCGCACGGAGCAGCGGCGAGUUGAGCCUCCCACGAAACAGUUCGACGGCUCAGUACGGCUCGCCCGAUGUGCAUUCUCUCAAGCGUUAUGUUGGACAAGUGAUGUGUGAACGAGUGAACGAGCGCAGCAAUAAAGCCCAAUUAUAUAUAUGCAUAUAUAUAUAAACAAUCAAUCAAUCCAUCAAUCUAGCCAUUCAACAAUUGGUUAAACAAGUUAAUGCAUUAAAAAAAAAAAAAAAAAUAAAUAAAUAAAAACAACUUCAAAAACAAAAAACUGCCAGAAACCAGACGAAACGCGGAGCUAGCGACAGUCGAUCAAUCAAGCGAUCAGAGGACAAAGGAUUCAUCAAGCUGCCAACCAAUCGAUUUAUCGAUCCAUCAAGCAAACACAAAACUAAAGCAACUAUUUUUCUGCCACAUUCGAUCAAUCAGUAAAUCGAUAUAACGACAAAGUGCCAAAAUGUUUGAUGUAUUUGGCUCCGUAAAGGGGCUACUGAAAAUCGAUCAAGUUUGCAUCGAUAACAAUGUCUUUCGCAUGCAUUACAAGGCGACGGUGAUCAUAUUGAUUGCCUUCUCGCUGCUCGUUACAUCUCGCCAAUAUAUCGGAGAUCCCAUCGAUUGCAUCGUCGAUGAGAUACCGCUCGGUGUGAUGGACACCUAUUGCUGGAUCUAUUCAACGUUCACGGUGCCCGAGCGUCUGACAGGUGUCGUUGGCCAUGAUGUCGCCUCGCCCGGCGUCGGUUCCCAUGUCGAUGGCGAGGACAAAGUUAGAUAUCACAAAUACUAUCAGUGGGUCUGCUUUGUGCUCUUCUUCCAAGCGAUCUUGUUCUAUGUGCCGCGUUACCUCUGGAAGUCGUGGGAGGGCGGCCGACUGAAGAUGCUGGUGAUGGACCUCAAUAGCCCCAUUGUGAAUGAUCAGUGUAAAAACGAUCGCAAGAAGAUAUUGGUCGACUACUUCAUUGGCAAUCUGAAUCGUCACAAUUUCUACGCCUUUCGGUUUUUCGUCUGCGAAGCCCUCAAUUUCGUCAACGUCAUUGCGCAGAUCUAUUUCGUAGACUUCUUCCUGGAUGGCGAGUUCAGUACGUAUGGCAGCGAUGUCUUGAAGUUCACGGAAAUGGAGCCCGAUGAUCGUAUCGAUCCGAUGGCGAAGGUCUUUCCAAAGGUCACCAAAUGUACAUUCCACAAAUAUGGUCCAUCCGGUGGAGUUCAGAAGUUCGACGGACUCUGCGUGCUGCCAUUGAACAUUGUGAAUGAGAAGAUCUAUGUGUUCCUCUGGUUCUGGUUCAUUAUUUUGAGCAUCUUGUCGGGCAUCUCGUUGGUCUAUCGUAUUGCCGUUGUUAUGGGACCAAAAUUGAGGCACCUGCUGCUGCGCGCUCGCUCCCGCUUGGCCGAGAGCGAAGAGGUGGAGAAGGUGGCCAACAGGUGCAACAUUGGCGAUUGGUUCUUGCUCUAUCAACUGGGCAAGAAUAUCGAUCCAUUGAUCUACAAGGAGGUGAUCGCUGAUCUAUAUCGUGAAAUGGGCGGCGAUGGUCAAAGUCCACAAAAGCAGCCUUUCGAGGCUUAAGAUCGAUGGAGAUGGAGCGAGAGCGAAAGAGAGAGAGAGAGAGA